This is a messenger RNA of Sclerotinia trifoliorum, 2934 nucleotides long. The record is from the annotation of a GenBank genome assembly. NCBI's taxonomy places the organism in Eukaryota, Fungi, Ascomycota, Leotiomycetes, Helotiales, Sclerotiniaceae.
AUGACAUCUGUCCCAACAUCCGAUGGAGAGCGGGCGAGUGUCUUGUGGCGUGAGGCAAACGAGUUAUAUCUAUCGGGGAAGUUUCUUCCAGGUAUGAUAUCAUUAUUCCAUUUGCUUAAAGAGUAUGGUGUUUGACUCUUCAUCUUAUAGCUUUGAGAAAAUAUCAAGAAUAUGCCAACCUUCAACCGCCCAGUUAUGCAUUACUUGACAAUAUAUCGGCAGCGUACUUCGAGGUCGGGGAUUAUGGUCAAUGCAGCAUCGAGGUUAGAAAAGCUCUCGACCUUUUGCAGAUUUACGGUAGUGGGGAUGCAACUUUCGUAGAGAAGCUCCAACAGCGGAUAAAAAAUGCGGAGUUACUUUCAUAUGAAUCAUCUGGAUUGAAGCAGCAGCAAACCAGAUUACGGAUUCUCGAAAGAUUGCCUCGCUAUCGGCCAACAUUGUAAGGUUCAUUCUAAAUUCUUUGAGUUAUCUGACCCGUUAUUCCACAGCGCCACUACGAGAGCAUAUUGCACAGUCGGCAACGAGAAACCCACCUCAUUGUUCGAUCUCACCAUUGGUAAAAAUGAGCCUACGUCUAAUAGUGUCUCCUUUCUAUUUGGGGAUAUUGGUGACGCACGUAACUUACUCCAAACCAUCGCUGGGAUUGCUGAGCUCGAGAAGAAACACCGCUUAAAGCAAAAGCAAUAUCAUCUCACCAUGGUUGAUGUCAGCCGAAACACUCUUACAAGAGACCUGAUCAUUUUCAUGCUACUGGAAGAACUUUCUGGCCUUGAAACGAAAUCUAAAGAAGCUGAAGAAGUCUUGACUACAUUGUUUUUUGUCUUCGUCGCAUUCAUUAUGCCCCGCAUUGCCUAUAAUCACUUGUAUCGCACCAUCGACCGUGCCCUCUCCGCCCUGCAGUCUGAUAUGCAACCUUUGAGCUGGAUUUACCUUCCUAGGAAGGAUUUUCUCUUUUACAUCCAAACCUUGGAAAGUUGGAAAGGCAGGGCUUCCACUACUAUCAGCGCUCCCACCGCAGUAGAUGAAGUAACUCGCCAACUACGCCGAGACCAAAUGCUAUUGCCUUCCGCAUUGCGGCGUGAUAAAGAUGUGCCUGCUCCUUUUAAAAAGGAGAAUAAGCUCUACAAGUCUACAGCUAUUCUCAUACCUCCCAAAACAGUUUCUCAAAACCACGACCGUGAGAUACUGCCACUACUUCAAGCUCAUAUUAAAAAUCCGGAAAAGAAAGCCUCAAAGUUUAGAGAGCAUGUGCGCAAUAAAUGGAACUUCAACACAACCCGCAUGGAUCUUGAUUGGUAUGAUUUCCUCGAGGACAAACAUGACUUUGAUUUUGCCAAUGAUCCUUUUCUUGAACUAGACAAUUUCGCCUCUGUAUCCAAAACUUUACCUACAAAAAUGAAGGCUCCAGCCACUUUGUAUGAUUACAUUGCUCCAUUUUUUUCAGAAGCCGCCGACUCCAUCAAAUAUCUCAGAGGUCGUCUCCAGGUCGAAGCAAUUUGCGAAGAUUUUGUUGAGGUCGCGGAGAAACUGAGAUUCGGUCUGUACCGCGACAACAACAGUUUACAAUCAUCUGAGGCCGCAGCAACGGACGAAAUCCGUUGCAAAAACUUCCCAGUACUGUAUGACCGAAUAUAUUUGGGUAAUGUUGCGUAAGUAUCCUGUCUUCUCAUUUGAAAUUUUUUAAAAUGCUUUGACUUCACACCGGCAGUAUAUGAAGGGCAUUCAUUACUCAAUCUUCUGAGCAACUAGGGCGUAUUGAGUCAUAAUUCUAGCCACGAAAAAUGUCGAAUUUUUUUGAUUUGGCAUUAAUCUCGAUUACUGCUAUUUAAAACUGACUUUUGCAGUGAUUACAUAGGCGGGCACCUUUCUUCAUAUCUUCAUGCUUCACCACUUUUGAAACCGCUAUCCUCCAGUUUCGUUCAAUCAAACCUUCUACGGAAUGUACCGGACACAGUUGAUAUUGAAAAAUUCCUUGCUGAAUAUCACAUCGUUGCCGACACCAAAAUGGCCGAACAACUUACCUCUGUGACGGUUCUAUCGCGUGCUGAGGGGCCAUGGCCUACGGGGAACUAUAUACGCUAUGGAAUUUCACAGUCUCUCUUCCGAGGUUUCGAGCAGUUACUCCCUCGAAAGCCCUUCAAGAGAUGGCUCUAUGCUUUGUUCUUCCGUCUCGCUAUACCAUUCCCAUUGAAGAUGACGGCGGAGGCUAGACCUAUUUCGUCGCCUCUUACCCUCACAAUUAUAUUCCGUAUUAUAGCUCAUUUACGUAUCAUAGGUUAUCCCUGUCAUUGGAUGGCUGACGUUUUAUCUAGAAUAUUAGAAAACACAGUCCAAACUAAAGUCAGUACGCCGCAUCAGUCUCAGACCCCAGCCAAAAAAGAAAAGCGCGAGCAUACUAGAAGGCACCUUUGCACUACGCCAUUUGUUCAAGAGAUGGCAACCCUUACGAGAAUAUUCGAACCUCUGCUCCCUUUCUUGCUACCCUCUCCAGCUGCCAUUCCAGAAGCGAAAAAUAUAUUCAACUACAAAUUCCACCUUUCUAAUAUCAGCCGAAAACGGGAUCCUUCCAUCCGGCUUGGGCACCUUACACUUCUCUUUUACGAUUAUGGAGCCCUGCGAAAAUGUGGAAUGAGCAUACCAGUUUUACUCUUCUCAAUCGUGGGAGUCCCUACGGGCGAAAAAGAUGAAGCAGAUAAAUCCGCUGAGAUUGAGAAUUUCAGGGAAAAUGGAUUAUUCGUUUGGACUACGAUAGAAUAUGAUGCAGAGCAUAGCAUUGUAAGGGCUUGGAUGCCAAGCGAUUUCGUUGAAAAGAUGGAAAGGGAUUUGUGGAGAUGUGGGCUGUGGAGAGUGGAUACUUGGGAGAAUGUUCAUUCUGGGCCUUUUAUUGUAAGGGGCUCAGUGCUUAAAGGGGAGAGAUGGGAAGGUAAUGCAUAG